AGUCACUGUCUCUGUAUCAUAGUUACGAAGCAUGCUCGGGCAUAUCACCAACAUGUCAGGAAGAGUCACCCCAGUGUGUGCAACCUGGUGCUUCUUCCUGGUAGCUUCGAUCAUCCUUUUUCGCUUUCACCCCGAAUACAAGAAGGAGCUGCACUUAGACUGGAGGAGCAUCAUCAAAGGAGGACAGCAGUAUCGGCUGAUCACAAACUUUCUUUGCUUUGGAGGGAAGUUCGACAUGGCCAGCAUGAUCAAUCUCUUCUUCUUAUGUCAGUCAGGCAUGAGGAUAGAAUUAGGGAGGAGCUUUCGGUUUCUCCUCGCCUUGUCAUUAUGUGGAACGGGUCUGCUGUAUUGUGACUAUCACAGGCUCUUCUACACGAGACAUUCCCCCUGGACUAGCCAUCGUCUCAUCCUCUCCCUGAUCUGUCUUGAGAGCUGGUCCCAUCCGACCGAGCUCACCACUCUUCCUCCUCUUCCUCUUCCACCUUUUCCUUGUUGGCUCCUUCCGGCGAUGAUAUGUGCUCAGAAUCAUUUUCUGUUCGGUGCUCCAUGGCAAAGUAUGAUUGCCCCAGCUGCCUGCAGUCUGGUGUGCGCAGUAAUUUUGAUGAUCUACGACGAGUUGUCCUUCAUGGUCUUCUCUCGCACUCAUAUCAAGGACCCAACUCGUUUAAAUGAACUUCUUGGUGAGCAUGGACAGCCGGGAAGUCGCAAGUCGAACAAAUACGUCGAUGUCGAUCAGGAUAUGAGCGCUGAUUGGGGAAAAAAUCUCAGUAAUGUGCCAAUUGAUCAGGUCUUUUGAAGCAGUAUCCUAACAAUGCAGUCUCUUC
Molecule: messenger RNA, 824 nt
Organism: Guillardia theta CCMP2712
Lineage: Eukaryota; Cryptophyceae; Pyrenomonadales; Geminigeraceae
Exons: 12
Coding region: 53-796 (247 amino acids)
Source: RefSeq, a predicted model, not a curated record